CCCACUUUGUAAUACAAUGGCUUCUUUGCGCCCUAAAACAAUGACACGUCUUUUAGUCCGGAAUUAAGGCAUAAGGGCUCCGGUCCUUGCAUGUAUAUAUAUGCACAACACAUCCCUCUCUUUGCUCAACCCUCAGAUCAGCUCCUCACUCCCACCAUUUACAAUAACCCCAAACAACCCUAAUAUUAUCUCGUGAAGAAGAAGAAGAAGAUAGAGAGAUAUUUUGCAUAGAUAAUAAUAAUAGGUAGCUAGCCAGCUAGCUAUGUGCAACUCUAAGUCCUCUUCCCCAUCCUCACUUGUCUCUACUAACCAAACCCAUUUCUUCUCCUCCCAUAAGUCUCCCAUGGCUCCCCACUUUGAUGAUGAUGAUGAUCAAGAACAGCUUCAUAGAUGGCCAACCCCUAAAGAGGCUAUGGAGGAGAUAAAAGCCAUAGGGAAGAUUUCCGGGCCGACAGCCAUGACAGGGCUGUUAAUGUAUUCCAGAGCUAUGAUCUCCAUGCUUUUCCUGGGAUACCUCGGAGAACUCGAGCUGGCCGGCGGGUCCCUCGCUAUAGGGUUCGCGAAUAUCACCGGAUACUCUGUCAUCGCCGGGCUGGCUAUGGGGAUGGAGCCCAUUUGCGGCCAGGCUUACGGCGGGAAACAGAUGAAGCUUCUCGGGCUGACCUUACAGAGAACGGUGCUCCUCCUCUUAUCCACGUCCAUCCCCAUCUCCUUCUCGUGGAUGAACAUGAAGAAUAUUCUUUUAUGGUGCGGGCAGGACGAGGAAAUCGCGUCAAUGGCGCAUACUUUCAUCGUUUUCGCCAUUCCUGACCUGUUUUUCCUGUCUUUGCUCCAUCCUCUCAGGGUGUAUCUGAGGACGCAAGGCAUUACGCUGCCGCUGACCUACUGCUCGGCCAUUUCCGUUCUCCUUCACGUCCCGCUUAACUUUGUUUUGGUUAAGUAUUUCGAUCUGGGAGUGGCCGGGGUGGCUGUAGCUAUGGUGUUGACUAAUCUCAACCUUUUUCUCCUCCUCUGCUCCUUCGUGUACUUCUCCGGCGUUUAUAAGGAUUCUUGGGUGGGCCCCAGCUCCGACUGCCUACGUGGCUGGUCUUCGCUCUUGGCCUUGGCGAUUCCCACUUGCAUUUCCGUGUGUUUGGAGUGGUGGUGGUAUGAGUUCAUGAUACUAUUGUGUGGGAUUCUUGGGAAUCCUAAAGCUACGAUUGCUUCUAUGGGGAUUUUGAUUCAAACUACUUCUCUAGUUUAUGUUUUCCCGUCUUCUUUGAGCCUGGGAGUGUCGACUAGGGUCGGGAACGAACUCGGCGCGGGCCGGCCGGCCCGCGCGCGGAUUUCGAUGAUUGUUUCGCUAUUCUGCGCCGCCGGGCUGGGCGUGGCGGCGAUGCUAUUCGCGACCUUGAUGCGGCACAAAUGGGGGAGGUUCUUCACCGCCGACGAGGAGAUUCUUGAACUCACGGCCAUCGCAUUGCCCAUAGCCGGGGUGUGCGAGCUCGGAAACUGCCCGCAAACCACGGGGUGUGGGGUCCUGAGAGGCAGCGCGCGGCCCACGAUCGGCGCCAACAUAAACCUCGGCUCAUUCUACCUCGUCGGAAUGCCGGUCUCUAUCCUCCUCGGCUUCGCUCUCAAAAUGGGCUUCGCCGGCCUCUGGCUCGGCUUGCUCGCCGCUCAAGCCACCUGCGCCAUCCUCAUGCUCUGCGUGCUUUGCAGAACCGACUGGACUCUCCAAGCCGACCGAGCCAAAGAACUCACAAAAUCCCCUCCUUCUCCUUCUUCUUCUUCCCCGUCGCCGCCAUUAUCGCCACCGCCUUCACUAAAACCAAAUCUUGAAGACGGCUUAUGCAGCAAAGAUGAUGAUACGCUUGAAACGGAUCCUCUCAUUAUUAUUGUAAAUUAACCAUUAGAUUUAUAUAUAUAUAUAUAUUUACCUAGCUCCAUCAUAUCAUAUCAUAUCAGAUCAGAUCAAUUUUUCCCCACCCUAAUUAAGGUAGCCAGCCAGAUAUAUGCAUGAUGAUGGGUUGAUGUGAAUUUUCCAAACACAUAUACGGACUACUACUUCUUUUGGAUUUUUACCACUCCAUCAUUAUCACGUCAUCGUAUCCCUCAUUUUUACUGUAGCCUCACUCAUCUUCCCCACAUGCUCUAUAUAUAUACCUUUGUAUAAUAAUAAAUAAAGUAUUAAUAAUAUGCUCUUGUGUUGUUGAUGGGA
This is a messenger RNA of Ipomoea triloba (trilobed morning glory), 2200 nucleotides long. Its product is annotated as protein DETOXIFICATION 48-like. The record is from RefSeq and is a predicted model, not a curated record. Gene Ontology annotation, biological process: xenobiotic detoxification by transmembrane export across the plasma membrane. NCBI's taxonomy places the organism in Eukaryota, Viridiplantae, Streptophyta, Magnoliopsida, Solanales, Convolvulaceae. Gene Ontology annotation, molecular function: xenobiotic transmembrane transporter activity; antiporter activity. Gene Ontology annotation, cellular component: membrane. The transcript has 2 exons. Bases 263 to 1888 code for a protein of 541 amino acids.